Owenia fusiformis is the source of this 944-nucleotide messenger RNA. NCBI's taxonomy places the organism in Eukaryota, Metazoa, Annelida, Polychaeta, Sabellida, Oweniidae. The record is from the annotation of a GenBank genome assembly.
AUGCUGAGAAAAAAUGCAAUCGAUAUUCUUGAUGAGAUCAUGAAGAACACGUUCAAUAACUGGGAAGAAGUCAGCAAGAUUCGUCGUCGUGACUGCACCAGCCUCUUUGCAGAAUGUGCUCAUUCACAGACUAACGACCAUGGUGACGAUGGUCCUUCUAUUGACAACCAAAGUCUCAGUGCCGUGGUUAAUGAUAGAGAGAAACACAAACAAGACAGACGUAAAGAGGAGAAAAAUAAGGGUGAAACCAUCGUAAAUGAGAAUGCCAAUAAUGAUCUCUUUCCAAAAGCCGAUGGCAUUCAUCCAUGUACUGCGGACGGGCGUAUAGCGGAGCUGUUCGCUUUGCAGCAAAGACGCAGACUCUGUACAAACAAGCCAUCCAAUUUUGAGAGACAAGUGACAUCAUUUAAAAUCAACGAGAAGACUGACGAGCACUCAGUUCUAAAACAUGAUGAAGAUAGAACUCCAGAUGCUAAUGUUAUGGUGAAUGAUACAAUGGAUGCAGUAAUUCCCAUUAACAAGACAAAGCAAGUCAGCGUUAAGCAACCACAGGAUGGAGGUGUAUCUAUCAUGGAAAGCCCAAACAGGGAGAGCGACCAGUACUUCAAAGAAAGGAAGAACUCGUUCAAAAAGAGAUUAAAGAGAGUCAUAGCACCUCUGAAGCCAACUAAGCUGAUAAACGAUUGCAAGACAUUGAAGAACCGACUAAAGAGGGACAAGUCAGCAAAGAAACAAACAGAGCCAGCAUGCUCCAGGGACGACCCGGACAGCCAGGCUGAUUUUGGAGAGCUUUCCAGGAACAGUGUCCCAUUCCCAUGUGGCAUGUGAGCCUGUAGAUUCACCGAACGCAUGAGACUAUUAUGAGAAUUCGUGUCAAAAUAUUUGACUAUUUGACACUUAUAACCAAACAAUGUAUAAAUACAUGUAUAUUGAUUUUACUUGAC